Molecule: messenger RNA, 963 nt
Organism: Rhinolophus ferrumequinum (greater horseshoe bat)
Lineage: Eukaryota; Metazoa; Chordata; Mammalia; Chiroptera; Rhinolophidae
Product: olfactory receptor 51Q1
Exons: 1
Coding region: 16-963 (315 amino acids)
Biological process (GO): G protein-coupled receptor signaling pathway
Cellular component (GO): membrane
Molecular function (GO): olfactory receptor activity; G protein-coupled receptor activity
Source: RefSeq, a predicted model, not a curated record
UUGUAUUCAUCAACCAUGUCCAAGGUAACUAACGCCACACAAAACCCCUUCUACUUCAUCCUCACGGGCAUCCCUGGAUUUGAGGCAUCCCACAUCUGGAUCUCCAUCCCCUUCUGCUGUCUCUACACCAUCUCCAUCCUGGGCAACAUCACCAUUCUCACUGUCAUCCACAUAGAGCCAUCCCUCCACCAGCCUAUGUACCUAUUUCUCUCCAUGCUGGCCCUGACUGACCUGGGUCUCACCCUCACCACCCUGCCCACAGUUAUGCAGAUACUAUGGUAUGACAUUCGUAAGAUCAGCUUUGAGGGCUGUUUCGCCCAAUUUUUCUUCCUCCAUGGAUUCUCCUUUAUGGAAUCUUCUGUGUUGUUGGCCAUGUCCUUUGACCGCUAUGUGGCCAUCUGCCGCCCUCUCCAUUAUGCCACCAUCCUCACCAGUCAGGUCAUCUACAGGAUUGGGAUAGCCAUCAUUUGUCGCUGUGUUCUGGCUGUUCUUCCCUCCUUAUUCCUUCUCAAGCGCCUGCCCUUCUGCCACUCCCACCUUCUCUCUCACUCCUACUGCCUCCACCAGGAUAUGAUUCACCUGGUCUGUGGUGACAUCCGUUUCAACAGCUGGUAUGGAUUUGCUCUGGUUUUGCUCAUCAUUGUCAUGGACCCGCUGCUCAUUGUGCUGUCUUACACACUCAUCUUAAAAAGUAUCUUGGGCACAGCCACCUGGACUGAGCGGCUCCGGGCCCUCAAUAACUGUCUGUCUCACAUUCUGGCUGUUCUGGUUCUCUAUGUUCCCAUGGUUGGGCUUUCUAUGACCCACCGCUUUGCCAAGCAUGCCUCUCCACUGGUCCAUGUUAUCAUAGCCAAUAUCUACCUAUUGGCACCUCCUGUAAUGAACCCCAUCAUUUACAGUAUAAAGACUAAGCAGAUCCGCCAGGGAAUUUUCCGCUUACUCUUCCAGAGAACAGUGCACUAA